CCAGCGGACUUCCUCCUUCUGGGCUUCUCUGAACACCCAGGACUUGAAAGAAUCCUCUUCGUGCUCGUCUUAGCUUCCUACCUCAUGACUCUGGUGGGCAACACGCUCAUCAUCCUGUUGUCCAUGCUGGAGCCCAGGCUCUACUCCCCAAUGUACUUUUUCCUCUCCAACCUCUCCUUCUUGGACCUCUGUUUCACCACAAGUUGUGUCCCCCAGAUGCUGGUCAACCUCUGGGGCCCAAACAAGACCAUCAGCUUCCUAGGCUGCUCAGUCCAGCUCUUCACCUUCCUGUUCCUAGGGACCACCGAAUGUGUCCUCUUGACAGUGAUGGCCUUUGACCGCUACGUGGCUGUCUGCCAGCCCCUCCACUACACCACCAUCAUCCACCCUCGCCUCUGCCGGCAGCUGGCGGCCGUGGCCUGGGUCAUUGGGCUGGUGGAGUCUGUGGUCCAGACACCACCCACCCUCCGCCUGCCUUUCUGCUCCCACCGGCAGGUGGAUGAUUUUGUGUGUGAGGUCCCGGCUCUAAUUCGACUUUCCUGUGGGGACACCAGCUACAAUGAGAUCCAGAUGGCUGUCGCCAGUAUCUUCAUCUUGGUCGUGCCCCUCAGCCUCAUCCUGAUUUCCUACGGAGCCAUUGCUCGGGCAGUGCUCAGGAUUAACUCUGCCACAGCCUGGAGGAAGGCUCUGGGAACCUGCUCCUCCCAUCUCACGGUGGUCACCCUCUUCUACAGCUCAGCCAUGGCUGUCUACCUCCAGCCCAAAAAUCCCUAUGCCCAGAAGAGGGGCAAGUUCUUUGGUCUCUUCUAUGCAGUAGGCACCCCUUCACUUAACCCUCUCAUAUACACCCUGAGGAAUAAGGAGAUAAAGAGGGCAUUCAGGAGGUUGCUGGGGAAGGACAUGGACUCCAGGGAGAGCUGAGGGAGAGCUGCCUGAUGUGCUUUGAAAGUGAGAAGACCUUCAUGGUUUUGUCAGGACGUGUGUAUUCCUCACACCUCU
Vicugna pacos (alpaca) is the source of this 999-nucleotide messenger RNA. RefSeq names its product olfactory receptor 2H1. Gene Ontology annotation, cellular component: membrane. Gene Ontology annotation, molecular function: G protein-coupled receptor activity; olfactory receptor activity. The record is from RefSeq and is a predicted model, not a curated record. Gene Ontology annotation, biological process: G protein-coupled receptor signaling pathway. Lineage: Eukaryota; Metazoa; Chordata; Mammalia; Artiodactyla; Camelidae.